Taeniopygia guttata (zebra finch) is the source of this 2094-nucleotide messenger RNA. The record is from RefSeq and is a predicted model, not a curated record. Lineage: Eukaryota; Metazoa; Chordata; Aves; Passeriformes; Estrildidae.
UCAGUUCUCCUCCCAUUUUCCCCCACUUCGGCCAUUUCCCCACAAUUCCCUCUCAGUUAUCCCAAAUUUCCCUCACUGCUCCCCCUUUCUCCCGUUUUGCCCGCGUUUUUCCUUCGAAUUUUUUAUUUUUUCCCUUUUUUCCCUCCUUUUUCCCAAUUCCCCUCAGAGCCGCCCCCCCCCCUCCCCUCACGGGGGCCCCGCUCCUCCCUCGCAGCGCCUUUCCCGCCUCCGCGCCCUCAGCCAAUCAGCGGUCGAGCUCUGGGGCCCGCGGGCCAAUCGCAGCGAAGCGCGGGAAAAUUCAAGCCACCAACGGCCGCCGGCUCUGGCCUUGCCCACCCUGCCGCCGCCGCCACCAUGAGCCACCCCCGAGAUCUGCUGGGCGACAGCCGCCCCCUCGCCGUCCCGGCCAAAAUCCCGCUGAAAUCCAAGCGCCUGCGGACCAAGCGGGAGCGCAACGCCGCCAAGUUCGGCCCCAAGCUGCCCGUGAGGGGCUCCCGGCGUGGCCCCGCCGCCCCCCUGCGCUGGCUGCAGCCCCCCAUGCGCGGGGGUCUCGCCCUGGGGAGCCCCCUGCGCCCCCCAAAACCCGUGGUGAUCACUCAGAACCGCCUGUGCCACCGCGGCCUCUUCAACCACGAGGUCAGAUCGCUGGAUGUGCGGCGCCUGCUGACUCCCAGCAGGGAUAUCCCCCCGCCAGCCCCCCAAAUUGAGGAGGGGGAGGCCGGGGAUGUCUCGGGCGCGGCGCUGAAGGAGCUGGUGGCCGGCCUGGCCUCGAAGCUGGUGGGUUUUGGGGCGUUCGUGGGGCGGGACCUGGUGAGCGAGCGGCGCCGCAGCCUCGUGGCUGCGCUGCGGAGGCACCGACGGGGACCCGCCGACCUGGGGGUCUUCCUGGCCCACCGGACCCCCGCCCAGCCCCCAGCAGGUCAGGGGACACCCCGGGAAGAGGCGAGGCCAGGACGCCCAGGACCAGCGCUCAUUUUGGGGCGGUGGGAUGCGGGGGACGCCCCUGCUGGGACCCCCAACCCACCUGGUGUCGUCAAUACACUCCCCCGCGCCCCCAGCCCCAUUUUCGGAGCCCUCGGAGCGCGGGAGAACCCUUUCUCAUGGAGCUCAGCCGAGGAUGAGGAUGAGACCCCCGGGGGGCUCCCCCAGGCCUGGGGGGGUCCUGGGGGGCUCCCGCCGCCACCCCCCCCCUUUUGGGGGUUCCCACAGCCGCCCCAUGGGGAGGAGGAGGAGGAGGAGAGGGGGGAUGCAGGCUGGACCCCCAUUCCCCCCCUAUCCUUCAGCCCGGACCCUCCCCCCGGGAGAGCCCCCCGCACCCCCAGACCCCCUCGGGCCCCCAAAAUCUGGAGAACCGAGACCCCCUGGGACUCCCCGGGUCCCUCCCGCGCCCCCUGGGACCCCCCAAGACCCCCCUGGGACCCACCCCGAACCCCCCCCAGACCCUCCCGGGCCCCCCAACUCUGGAGCCGCGAGCCCCGCAAGGCGCCCCCCGUCCCCCUGCGACCCCCGUGGGACUCCCCCAGACCCCCGUGGGACCCCAGCCCCUGGAGCCCGGAGCUGCCCAGGCACCCCCGGACCCCCCAGCUCUGGGACCCGGAGCCCCCCAGGGCCCCGCUGGACCCCCCGAGACCCCACCGGGACCCCCCGGGCGUCCCAAGACCCCUCUGGGGUUCCCCAGAUCCCACCUGGCUCCCCCUAGACCCGCCCGGGUCCCCCCGCGCCCCCCAACUCUGGAGCCCGGAGCCCCCCUGGGACCCCCGGCCCUGGAGCCCGGAGCCGCCCGGAGCCCCGCAGGACGCGGAGCUGUCGCGAUGCUGCUGCCGUCGGCUCUGUCGCGACACAGCCCAGCGCCGCCCGCUCCGUCGCGACCCGCUCUGUCACUGCGCCGCGCGUCGCGACCCGUUCUGUCGCGACACGCUCUGUCGCGACACCUCCCGCGGCGCCCCCCCCCGCCCCGCCGCUCUCUGUCGCGACCCGCGCUGUCGCGACAUGCCCCGCUGCUGCCGGCAGCCCCCGAAGCGCCGCGGCUGCGGGUGCCUCUGCUGCGGGGGCUGUGACGGGGCGACCACCCCCCAAUAAACCCCGUUCGCUCCA